Messenger RNA from Thelazia callipaeda (thelaziosis nematode), 2421 nucleotides. The record is from the annotation of a GenBank genome assembly. NCBI's taxonomy places the organism in Eukaryota, Metazoa, Nematoda, Chromadorea, Rhabditida, Thelaziidae.
AUGAUGCGACGAGGAUUUGUUUAUUCGAAACCAUCUGAUUUUCAACCUACUGUUCGUUUUCCGAGUUCGUCAGGAUAUAUGGGGGCUGUUCCACCACCACCUCAGCUCACAUCUACUGCUAUUCCUGUCUGUAGCGCUAUUUCAAACAAGUAUCUGGAACAAAUGAAAGAAAAACAGUACGAUGCUUUGAUGUCGAGUGGUGGGAAAUCCACAAUUGGCAAGCCUGAACAGCGUAAGAAGCAAAUCUACGAAGACGAGUAUUUAGAAAAAAGCUCGGAUGAUGAAUUAGAAUAUCAGUUAGCACAGGGAAGUCCAGGAGCAGACGAAGCAUGCACUGGUGAUGGUGCUGCUACUGCUGAUGAUGAUGAAGAAGAUCCUUUAGAUGCUUUCAUGGCUGGUGUCGAUAAACAAGCCAAACAAGAUCAAGCCGAAAGUGAGCGAAAAGAUAAAGAACGAUGCGCCAAAAUUGAUAAGGGCACUGAUUUAGAGGAUGCAAAAGAUAAAGGGCUUGGCAGGACAGAUAUUGAUGACGAGGAUAUGCAGGAAUCAUAUUUUAAAUUUAUGGAAGAUCAUCAAACAAAUGUUCAAGAAGAGGAAGUUUAUGAUUAUGACGAAGAUGGGAAUAUUAUUUGGACAUGGAAAAAAGUGAUUGAUCCACUGGAACCAAUUGAUCAUUCUGCAAUAAACUAUGCUUCAUUCAACAAAAACUUCUAUCAUGAGCAUGAACAAAUAAAGUCAAUGACAGCUCUAAAAGUUUUUGAGCUGAGAAACAAGUUUAACCUUAAAGUUGCUGGUUUAAAUCCGCCUAAACCAGUCACAACAUUUGCCCAUUUUGGAUUUGAUGAUACACUUAUGAAUGUAAUCCAGAAAUUAGAUUAUGAACAUCCUACUCCAAUACAAGCUCAAUCAGUACCAGCAGCAUUGAGUGGGCGAGAUGUUCUUGGUAUAGCAAAAACUGGUAGCGGAAAAACAAUGGCUUAUAUUUGGCCAGCCAUUAUUCAUAUAAUGGAUCAAGAAGAUAUUAAAGAAGGGGACGGACCAAUCGCGUUGGUAAUUGUGCCAACUAGAGAAUUAGCUUUGCAAGUGUAUCAUGAAGCUAAACGUUUCUGCAAAGUAUAUAACAUCAAUGUCGUUUGUGCAUAUGGUGGUGGAAGUAAAUGGGAGCAACAGAAUGCACUUGCCAUUGGUGCUGAAUUUGUCAUUGCCACUCCGGGACGUAUAAUCGACUUAGUAAAGUGCAGUGCAACAAAUUUUACCCGUGUAACAUUUUUGGUAUUCGAUGAGGCUGAUCGAAUGUUUGAUAUGGGUUUUGAAGCGCAGGUACAGUCUAUAUCAGAUCAUAUUCGUCCAGAUCGACAGUGCUUGAUGUUCAGUGCCACAUUUAAAACUAAAGUUGAAAAAUUGGCUCGAGAAGCUCUGACUGAUCCUAUUCGCAUUGUGCAAGGAGAAGUAGGGGAGGCCAAUGCUGAUAUUGUGCAAACAAUUGAAGUAUUAGCAAACACAGAAAUGAAAUGGAAAUGGUUGUUGAAUCGUCUUGUAGAAUUAUCUUCUAUUGGGAAAGUUCUAAUUUUUGUUACGAAGAAAAUUAACGCAGAGGAUGUUGCCAAUCGUUUGCGUGCAAAAGAUUUUCAACCAAUAUUGCUUCACGGCGAUAUGUUGCAAGCAGAGCGCAAUGAGAAAUUACAAGCUUUUCGUAAAGAUGCUAAUAUCAUGGUUGCUACGGAUGUUGCUGCACGUGGUCUUGACAUUCCAGAAAUCAGGACAGUAGUAAAUUUUGACCUAGCACGGGACAUUGACACUCAUGUGCAUCGAAUUGGUAGAACUGGACGCGCAGGUCAGAAAGGCUGGGCAUAUACAUUAGUACAAGAAAGUGAUAAGGAAAUGGCUGGACAUUUGGUUAGGAAUUUGGAAAGUGUUAAUCAGGCAGUUCCUGAGCCACUAUUACAACUUGCGAUGAAAUCUGCGUGGUUUCGCAGUUCUCGUGAAAAAGGAAAUUCUCGAACGCAAAAGAGACUAGGGUUGGGCUAUAAACCGAAAGUAAAAAGUUCGGAUUUUCAAACGAGCUUAAAUAAUACACACAGAGCUUUAAAUUUUGAAAGUCAGAAAAAAGGAUUAAGUUUGCUCGAUAUGUCUAAAGGAAUAGAUGGAUCUACUAACCGCUUACAAGCCAUGAAAGCUGCUUUCAAGUCAUCGUUCAGUUGUACAUUCCGACCGUCAUCUAGCGACGAAUGGGCGGCAAGCAGGGCUCCGGCUACUGAUCCAACCCCGGAAUGGAAACGAAAGCUUGAAGAGGCUGCUGAAGCUGUCAAUAGACAAGUUGCAGCUUCAGUUGGGAAUAGUUCCGGAGCCGACAUUCAAGGAAGUGGCAAGAAUUGUGAUGGUCCUACUUUCGGUAGUAAAAAAAGAUCGCGGUGGCAAUAA